AUGGAACUUAACAAGGGUGGGGGGAGGUGUGCUAAGAGAUGCUUUGGUGAUGGUGAUCGGAUAAGUCGGUUACCGGACGACAUUCUCGUUGAUAUACUGUCUUUGCUAUCGCUCAAGGAAGCUGCACGCACUAGUGUUCUUUCUUCUCGUUGGAUCAACUUGUGGAAACACACCCCCUCUCUCAAUUUCGAUGCUAAAAGUUCACUGCGCAAGAUUAAAAAAAAUAUCAAGUUACUCAAAAGUGAGGGAUCCAAGUAUGUGGAAUGGGUGAACUCCGUUCUCCAAUCCCACAAAUCGACCACCUUGAAAGAAUUUAUAAUCCAUUUCCGUUUUGACAUAACAGCCGAGAAUUCAAUCACUCAAUGGCUUGAAUUCGCUUUUUCCAGACAAGUUCAGAGGUUGGAAUUGUUCAUGGAGAAAUCUGGCAUCUUUUAUUGUUUUCCUGAAGAGUUUUUUAGCCCGUGCAGUGGCACAGAACCUAAGUUGCAACAACCUCGAAUGCUUUUCGACUUCAAGUCACUCAAACAAUUGUCUUUUAAAAUGAUUAUUGUGAGUGAUAGAGCUAUUGAGUUGUUCUUACAUAACUGCCCGCUACUCGAACAAUUGAUUGUCCACUACUCUAAAAAAAUAUCAAAGCUUGAAGUUUGUGGUCCAUCCCUUAUGUUAAAACACUUGGAGUUAUACUAUUGCAUGGGUUUGGAAUCACUUAAAAUUUCUGCACCUAGACUUACUACGCUUAAUGUUACGGCUUUGAAGGCAGUUGUGCUCGAGAAUGUUCCAAUGCUAGUUGAGUUAACUGGCAAUUGUGACGAUGACAGUAUUUCUUUGAGGCAUUUAAUUUCCACACUGUCUUGCUGCAUUUCUCAAUUGGAGUCCCUUAACUUGCACCUGGUGGACCAAUAUGUUCGACAUGGACAAGAAACUGACGAGCUCUGCAAUUUCCCUGAAAUGCCUAAACUGAAGAAGUUGUUCAUCGAAUAUGAUGACAUACUCGGUGACAAAAGUCUUAUUAGACUAGCUGCUUUGGCAAGGGCAUCUCCUCACUUGGAGGAAUUCUUUUUUGAGAAUGAAUGGCGACAGUUGAGGAAAGUGAGACCAUUUGUGAAUGGUGUGAUAAGGUUUCAGCACCAACACCUAAAAGUGUUCAAAUUUUCUGGUUAUUAUGGUCGCGCGAGUGAUAUUGACUUUAUCCAGUACAUUCUGGAGAACUGCGAUGUGCUCGAGAAAAUAAUAAUCCGUCCCAGUCCCAGUGCUGUAUCUUCUCGUGUGGAACGUGACAGAUUAAGAAGAAAGCAAAUUGCGCGUGAAAAUGCAAAGCGAGAUCUUGAACCACUGUUGCCUCCGCACGUUGAAUUAGUCAUUCUAUAA
Messenger RNA from Erythranthe guttata (spotted monkey flower), 1368 nucleotides. NCBI's taxonomy places the organism in Eukaryota, Viridiplantae, Streptophyta, Magnoliopsida, Lamiales, Phrymaceae. The record is from RefSeq and is a predicted model, not a curated record.